UUCAUGAUGGCGUUGUCCGUGACGGCGCUGGCACGUUGACUUCUACGAGCUGUGUGGAGUUUUUCCUCCCCUCGUCUUCGUCUCCGGGUCAUUUUGUCGGUGGAUGAAGUCGGCAGAUAAACUCCCAUUUUAGUAAAUAUCUGCGGAAGUGAACCGCUGAUCAUGUCUCUUCACAGACUGGCCUUCAGGCUGCGGCCAACGGUGACACAUGUCAGGAGUCUUCAUAGCAGUGGAUAUGUCCAGCAGCAGGAAGCUGUGGCUGUGGAGCCAGAACCAGAGUCUGUGUCCAUUUUCAGGACACAGGAAAAAGAUCCAGCUUGCCACUCAGACAAACAUGUGGGACAGUUCUACACCCUGUCUUCUGCGCAUGUCCGGCCUCUUUUUCCUGACAGCUUUCCUUGGCGCUAUCAGCAACAGAGGAAGACGUUCAAUGAGACCUGCAUCAUGGUGCGGCAGCCGGCCUUGGAGGUCAUCUCUUACCUUAAAAACGCCGACUACAGCCAACCUUCCCUGAGAUAUGUAUUCUACGGCCUGAAGGGGACAGGGAAAACAAUGUCUCUUUGUCACACGGUCCACUUCUGCUACACACAGGGAUGGCUGGUGCUUCAUGUCCCUGAUGCCCACUUGUGGGUGAAGAACUGUAAAGAGCUGAUGCCAUCGUCCUAUAAGUCGUCUCGCUUUGAUCAGCCGCUUCAAGCCACCACGUGGCUACGCAACUUCAAAAUCACCAACGAACAUUUUCUUCCAAAGAUAAAACUAAAGGAGCGGUACGUGUGGACGAAGAGGGAGGCCACCGAGGCAGGAAGUUCACUCGGAGAGUUGGUGGAUCAGGGCAUAUCCCGAGUAAAGAGCAGCAGCGAUGUGGUGGGAGCGGUGAUGAAGGAGCUCAGGCUGCAAAGCGGCGAACCGGGAGCGGACUUCCGCCUGGCCGUGGCUGUGGACGGUGUGAACGCCCUGUGGGGAAGAUCCACCAUCAAGAAGGAGGACAAGACCGCCGUGGAUCCAGAGGAGCUCACUUUGGUCUAUAACCUGAAAAAGCUGAUGAAGAACGACUGGAGCGGCGGCGCCAUCAUUACCACUCUGUCUCAGACGGGCUCUCUCUACUGUCCAAAAUCCGCCUACUUGCCUCAAGAUCUUCUCGGAGAGAGAGGCUUUGACAGCAUGGAUCCGUUCAUCCCCGUAUCGGUGCCCAGCUACAGCGAGAAGGAGUUUGAGAGCUGUUACCUUUACUACAUGGACCGGAACUGGCUGCAGCACCCACAGAGCCGAACAGAAGAGGGGAAGAAAGAACUCAUCUUUUUGUGUAACAUGAAUCCAUCCCUGUUCGAAAGACUGUCUGGCUACUUAUGAAGUCAUUUCAUCACAACAAUGCCACCUCAUUAGAAACAUACAAACGCUGUGGUGUGUAUCAUGCUGUAAAUUAUUCUACUUUGUUGUUUUCAUAAUAAAACAUUAUCAAGAAAAACUGUUUGUUUUUUUAUCUUUAAGAAUAUCACUAACAAUUUUACAAUUUGAAGAACUUGGGUCAA
This is a messenger RNA of Poeciliopsis prolifica (blackstripe livebearer), 1529 nucleotides long. RefSeq names its product death associated protein 3 (gene dap3). The coding region runs from base 163 to 1350 and encodes 395 amino acids. Gene Ontology annotation, molecular function: structural constituent of ribosome. Gene Ontology annotation, cellular component: mitochondrial small ribosomal subunit; mitochondrial ribosome. Gene Ontology annotation, biological process: apoptotic process. The record is from RefSeq and is a predicted model, not a curated record. Lineage: Eukaryota; Metazoa; Chordata; Actinopteri; Cyprinodontiformes; Poeciliidae. The transcript is spliced from 13 exons.